AUGGCUGCCUUCCUUAUUGCUUUGAUGGUCUUACUCAUGCAACCAUGGUGUGUAUGGUUGCAAAAUUCUACUGUAGAACCGGAGCAACCGCAUGUAGAAGAAAGUGGUGUUGGUGAUAAUUUUAUCAAUGUGACACUCACACCGGGCGAAUUUAACAAAAGUGAAGGCCGACCAGUUGGUAGCGAUAUGUAUGUUAAAUAUAGAAAAGCUGGUGAAGAUGGAUGGGAAACUGUAGAACCGAUAGACGAUGGAUUUUUUGUACACAUCAGUGAUUUGGAUCCUGGAACGAAAUAUGAAGUAGUCGUAGUUUCGAAGCAGUAUGAUCUUUCUGGAAAUGUUCGUGAAACGGAGUCAUCUGUCGCCCAUAUAAGUACUACUGGAAGUGCACCACAAAGUGCUCGGCUUUGGUGGUUAAUCAUUAUCUUAUUGGUGAUACUCCUUUUGCUUAUUAUUCUCUGUAUUGUUUGCGUGGCAGCCCGACAACGUGGCGCAAAGUAUCCAGUCUCAGAGAAGGAAAGGCAACAAGGCAGAAUGCCAAUAUUACCUGGUGCCAAAGAUAAAGGAUUUGGUGAAUACAUCAAGCCAGAAGAUGAUGAGAAGCGGUCACUAACAGGAAGUAAAAUGGAGUCCGAAACUGAUUCAAUGGCGGAAUAUGGCGAUACAGAUCCUGGACGCUUUACGGAAGAUGGUUCUUUUAUCGGACAGUAUGUACCGAAUAAAACGCUGGUUAGUACUGCAAACGACAAACCUGGUAGGGAUUCGGCUUCGACAUUUGUUUGA
Messenger RNA from Thelazia callipaeda (thelaziosis nematode), 780 nucleotides. The record is from the annotation of a GenBank genome assembly. Lineage: Eukaryota; Metazoa; Nematoda; Chromadorea; Rhabditida; Thelaziidae.